This is a messenger RNA of Lottia gigantea (owl limpet), 675 nucleotides long. RefSeq lists its product as hypothetical. The coding region runs from base 1 to 675 and encodes 224 amino acids. Lineage: Eukaryota; Metazoa; Mollusca; Gastropoda; Lottiidae. The transcript is spliced from 2 exons. Gene Ontology annotation, molecular function: catalytic activity. The record is from RefSeq and is a predicted model, not a curated record.
AUGGCCUCUUUCCAACAAUCCACCAAGGUUAGCUAUGCCGAUAUUGCGAGUCGGCCAGCUGCUACCAUGCAACCCAGGGUAGCAAGGCCGGAAUACUCCAAUAUCGUGAUAGUGAAGCCAAGCGGGGGCAAAACUUUCGGCAGCACGAAUUCGAAGGUUAUCGGCGACUUCGUCCGGAAAGAGUGGAAGUUUAUACAGCUGAACAUCAAUGGUCUGAACGUACCUGAACGAAAGACCCAACUGGUACAGCUACUACAAAGGAAGCAGUAUGAUGCCGUUUUUCUCCAAGAGUCCAAGCUCGGUUCACGGAAUAAAGACCCUAUCAUCAAUGGUUAUACUCUGAUCAGAUUAAACAGACCUAAUGCUCUCAACCAUCGAAGUGGUGGGGGUCUGGCCAUCUACAUCAAAAAUGGUAUAUCCCAUAGUGAGGUUCCUCUGAAAACCAUCGCUCCUCUGGAGGCAAGGCGGUAUCCUUUACCGAAAAGUCAAAGGUUUUUUUCUAUCGUUAAUAUUUAUCGACCCGAAGUCAAAGGCAAACCUCAACGAUUCAGUGAAUAUCAGUAUGUUUACGAUCAGUUGCCCGGGACCGACAAUAUUGUGCUUGGUGAUUUCAACACCAAACACGUAUUGUGGGGUUCGCCAACAACUGACACUAAUGGUAGACAAGUUCAUUGA